AUGAGAACUGCUCGCAUAGCUCAAUCUAAGCAACAAGGGAAUACUAACAAAUUGACUUCCAUCAAAAACACUCUCAAGUUUUAAUUCGACGAUGAAAACGACAAGAAUGUUGAUCGCACUACCAGUCCCUCCAUAACCAUUAAGGAUUUGUGCCAAGAAGAAAAAGCCAAAAUAGGAGACCUGAUAAGGAGACUGGCCCAAGAACAAGAAGAAAAUAAAAAGCUACAAGAUCAAAUAAGGUAGAAGGAGGAAGAAUGCAAAAAGCAAGUAACCAAAUACAAACAACUUUCUGAAUCAGCCAAAAAAGAGUAGAAGCAAACUGAAGAUAAAUUCAAAGAAUCUCUGGAAGUCAUCAAGAAGUUGCAAUAAUAGGAAUAAUUGAUCUAAGAAUAAAUGCUACUUGCGAGAGUGAAUAAAUUUGAUUCAUUCACUUAAUGCGAGAUUGACAAUAAAGAAAACAAUUCUAAAGUCUCAUAGGCAUCAAUUACACCUCCAAUACCUCCUCAGAAAUAAUAAAAGAGUGAGAUCUUAUAAUUAAAAGCAGAAAUUGAAGAAUUCACUAACAGUUUGAAACAGUUUUAGUUUGAAUCUAAUCGUUAAGAAAGACAAGAGAUUUCUCCCAUAAGAAAGGUAAUUAAACCUGAAACGAAAUAUGAAAGAUAAGUAGUGAUUCCAAGACAUUAGACACCUGUAAAUCCACCAAAACCUGAUCAAAGGAAACACAUAGAAGUGCAAACCAUGGAUUCAGGAAAUCGUGUAAAUCCACAUUAAAAUUCUGCAGACAAAUAAAUAUAAACCGAAACCGAAAGCUUUGCUCUUAAUUCCCAUGCAUCCAAUUUUUUCAAAAAAGAAAAUGAGUAACCUCAAGAAACAAUCAAAACUCUUGGAACUUAAAAAAGUAAUUAGACCAUGAGAUUCUGUGAUGAAUUUAAGAUCUUGGAGAACAAAUUAAAAUAAAAUCAGAAUCAAUAUUAUAAUUGCAAUAAAGAUCUCUCUGAAUCAUCCGAGAGUCCCUAAAAGAAUCAAUAUGUGCCAGAUGAAUCCUCAGACGAUGAAGAUGAGUAUGCAAUAGCCUAAGAAUUACUCAAGCGUAAAAAUCAGAGAAUAUCACAGCAAUGCUAGAAGAGGUCAUCCAUUGGAUCUCAAAGAGGACAAUAGGUUUCUGAUGUUAGUUUGCAAAAAUAAUAAUAAUUUCAAUAGAACCAUGGUUAUCAAUAACAAUAAUAUGCUUAAUAUCCUUAUUAUCAACAAUUUUAAUAGUAGACUCAAUCGGCUUAAUAGUAAAACCUGAUUUCAUCAAAUUACUUCAAGACCAAUACUCUCAGUUUCAAUUUAACAAAUUAGGAAUACACACCAUAACAAUCGGUCCAAAAAUCUGCUGAAUAAUUUGGAUCGAGCGUUAUGCAGACUCCUCAACAAAGAGAUAUGAUUUCUCAAUAGUUAUAAUUUUCUCAGCAGGAGGAAGAUAUUGAUUCCGUUAUCACCAGUCUGAAUGGAAGAUCUUUCAAUAAGCCCAAUGUGUUACAACAAGAGCAAUAUCCCAUGAUCGAGCAAUAAUAGGAGUCAUAUUCUUCGGAGUCUUCUUUGCCCAGAGAGGAAUAUCAGAAACUCAUUGAUAAGUACAUGAAGGAUAAUUAAGAUUCUGAUGAUGAUUGA
Paramecium tetraurelia is the source of this 1656-nucleotide messenger RNA. RefSeq lists its product as uncharacterized. The transcript has a single exon. The record is from RefSeq and is a predicted model, not a curated record. Lineage: Eukaryota; Ciliophora; Oligohymenophorea; Peniculida; Parameciidae.